Messenger RNA from Trichoderma asperellum CBS 433.97, 1686 nucleotides. RefSeq lists its product as uncharacterized. The record is from RefSeq and is a predicted model, not a curated record. NCBI's taxonomy places the organism in Eukaryota, Fungi, Ascomycota, Sordariomycetes, Hypocreales, Hypocreaceae.
UCUGUGUAAAUAGACGCAGAACCAAUGCACCACAUCUCGUAAAACCUUGCCGUCUCCUUUAGAGCUCCUUUUCAACAGUUUUCAUCUCAUCCGAGAUCUCACAAGGCCAGAUGACUAUGGACCUAGUCGCCGUUAGAUGUGCCAAAUGCGAUUCCAAACUGGGCAAUCUCGUCAAUUUAUGGACACAGAUAGGCAAAAAAUACAUAACACCAGUGGCACACGCCGAGGAGAAGGGCGAUGCAGACAAGAUCUCGGCAACGGGCGCUGUGCGGAUUGGCGAUGCAGGCACUUUGGUUGAGGGCUGUGAGCUCCGAGAUGCUGAAUGUUCAACAUGUCAUACAAACAUUGGACAGAAGUGCAUAACAAGCCCCCCAAAUCAUAUAUUUGCCAAUGGGCAAAUCAUAUAUCGUAUCACUUCCAUAGGUCUCAAAAUAGCCAAAGACCUUAGGCGUAAGGCUGAGCCCAAGAUACAGCGCACCCUCCAGCUCAGAGACCAGUCGGCGGCCGCAACUCAAGCGAAGCCCUCGAUCGUGAGUGGCAGGGCAGCCCCUCAGAAUGAAACGACUCCAAGUCGGGAUAGGUUCGACAUUAUGCAGAUCCAGGCCGAUCUGGAAGUUCAGCAAGAUGAGAUCCAACGAAUUGGCGUUGCUGGAUUUCAGGUCAUGUCCAAUUUCGAUAGCACUGUUGCGCGCCUCGAAAAACAGAUGCGGCAACUCAGCGAAUCCAUCGCGAGCGUUCGUAGAGAUGGAGAAGGGCAGCAAGCGGACAUUAAGUCUCUCAAGACACAGAUGAGCGACGCCAAGCGGAAUGGCCAGAACGACGACGGCGUUGUUGCUCGUUUGGACCAGCAGCUUCAGACUACAGACAAAGUGGUCGCAGAGCUUCGGCAAAUAAUGCAAAAAUCCAAGUCAGACAUCACUGGCCUCCGAAGCGAGCUGACGGCCGCGAAAAAGGAGAUUACAGAGGUGAAAAAGGCAAAUGCACGCCUCAAGCAGGAAGCCGACGAGGCGAAACAGGUAGCACAGGAAGGUAUAGCUACGUCUAAGCUGUAUGCGUCUGAGGUGGCAUCUCUAAGGCGAGAGAUUACACAGCUGCGAUCUGAGCUUGCGCAAGAUAAUGACCGUCGUCACUUGUCGGUGGGCGAAGAUCCCUCAAUCUCAUCUCAUCAACUGGACAUUCUCGCCAGCAACAUAUCCAAGAUUGGAAACCGCGCAAGCCAAGUAGAGUCCUUGCAGAUGGAAUUCGAUCUCUUUAGGACUCGAAUACAGCGGUUAGAAACUCGAAUGGCCAACGGUACGCCCAACCCUAGCAGAAAAGAUGUUCGACCGUCUGUUGGGGAAUACGGCUCCGUAACUGAGCAGGGCAACCAAUCCCACUAUGGAACGGCCACGCGCCAGAAACGAUCAGCAAUAAGUAGAGAUGACAGCCAUAUGAUGAACUCGACACCUUCUAAGCGAGUGGCACUCUCUUCAGAUUACCCUACCCUUGCCAAUGCUGGCUAUAUCAGCAAUGGUGAACAGCAGCAAUCGUCGCCUGGGACUAUGGCUUUGGUAGAAACUCCUGUUCAGCGGCGGACUACAGCCACAGCAAACAAGAGCACUGUAAGGCGUGGGAGAUGGGGCUCCAAAACCUGAAAAAAAAAAAAAAAAAAAAAAAUGAGUAUAUUGCUGUGGAUUAUCUAUUAAC